Messenger RNA from Arachis ipaensis, 1502 nucleotides. RefSeq names its product NAC (No Apical Meristem) domain transcriptional regulator superfamily protein. Lineage: Eukaryota; Viridiplantae; Streptophyta; Magnoliopsida; Fabales; Fabaceae. Gene Ontology annotation, biological process: regulation of DNA-templated transcription. The record is from RefSeq and is a predicted model, not a curated record. Gene Ontology annotation, molecular function: DNA binding.
GUUAGAGAAGCUAGCAUAUUGCACUGAUCCACACACACAUUACACAUCUCCCUCUCUUUUUCUCUCCUAAAAGUUAAAAGCCACAUACAUACAUAGAUACAUAGAUAAGGUCCGUGCCCUUGAAGCUAAGAAACUGUGCAAACUAAGCCUCCUCUUUGCUUGUUUGUCCCCUCUUUCCUGCGAGCUUCUUUGUCUUCUUUCCUUUGUCCUCAAACGCUCCUUUCCCUUAUUGCUUCUCACUAAAGGUAAUUAAUUAGAAGCAAAAGAAUAAUCAGAAUGAUGGCAGGUAGUGGACAACUAACAGUUCCACCAGGGUUUCGGUUCCAUCCAACUGAUGAGGAGCUUCUCUACUAUUACCUAAAGAAGAAAGUUUCUUAUGAAGCCAUUGACCUUGAUGUCAUUAGAGAAGUUGAUCUCAACAAACUUGAACCUUGGGACCUCAAAGAUAAAUGCAGAAUAGGAUCAGGGCCUCAAAACGAGUGGUAUUUCUUCAGUCACAAAGACAAGAAGUACCCAACAGGAACAAGGACCAAUAGGGCAACCACUGCUGGUUUUUGGAAAGCCACUGGGAGGGACAAGGCCAUAUACCAUACUAACAAUUCCAAGAGGAUUGGAAUGAGGAAAACCCUAGUUUUCUACAUCGGCCGUGCGCCCCACGGCCAGAAGACUGACUGGAUCAUGCAUGAGUACCGCCUCGAUGAAGACGACGCCGAAGUUCAGGAGGAUGGGUGGGUGGUGUGCAGGGUUUUCAAGAAGAAAAACCAAAGCAGAGGGUUUCAACAAGAAAUUGAAGAAGAGGAACAUCAUCACUUAGCAGCAGAACAUCAACACAUGAGAGGAGUAGCAAGCCAACAAGUUCUGGACCCAAAACACCACCACCACUUGCAACAUCAUCAAGGACUCUAUGAUAAUGAUAAUGAUAAUAAUUACACCAAUAAUUUUGAUGGAUCCAUGCACCUUCCACAGUUGUUCAGUCCAGAAUCUUCCGUGGCUACCGCGGCGGCGCACACUUCCAUGAAUGCCAUGGACAUUCUUGAAUGCUCCCAGAACCUUCUAAGGCUCACAACAACAAGUGGAUGUGGACUCAAUCUCAUGCAACAACAACAUGGAGAGAGGUUCAAUGGUGAUUGGUCUUUCUUGGAUAAGCUUCUUGCUUCACACCAUGGCAGCACCAUGGAUCAUCAUCACCAUCAUCAUCAUCAUAGCAAAUGCAACAAUAAUCUUCAUCAUCAGCAUCCUGCAAUUGCUAUUGGAACUACUUCAUCUCAGAAAUUCCCAUUUCACCACCUUGGUUGUGACAACCAUGAUAUCAUGAAGUUUUCCAAGUAGGGUUGUUAUGAAAAAUAAUAAUAUAAUAAUAAUCAUUAUUAUGAUCAUAAGCGAUGAUGAGGUGAGAAUCAGAAACUUCCUUUCUAGUAUAUGUAUUUCAGAGCAUCCUCCUGUUUGUUAGGUACUCAUUGGAAAAAUUCUCCCACUCAUUAAUAUUUAUUAGCAUUUCUUUA